AUUGAUCGACUAGCAGACGACGUAAUUUAUUAGGAAAUUUCAAAACUUAGUCCAAAAAUAAAUAUGUGUUCAGGAGAUCAAAACUCAGUGAUACUGGCUACUGCCGGCUACGAUCAUACAAUUAAACUAUGGCAAGCUCAUACCGGAAAUUGUUAUCGUACUAUUCAGUAUACCGAUUCCCAAAUAAACGCUCUAGAAAUAACACCGGAUAAGAAGCUAAUCACUGCAGCAGGCUAUCAGCAUAUACGUAUGUUUGACUUGACUACAAGUAAUAAUAACCCAUUAGUGACCUAUGAUGGUAUACAAAAGAAUAUAACAGCUUUGGGAUUUAAUGAUGAUGGAUCAUGGAUGUAUACAGUAGGCGAAGAUGGAUUUGCUAGAAUUUGGGAUGUUCGUUCAAAGUUACAAAAACCGCAAAAAAUGUUUGAAAUUAACGUACCAAUUAACUGUGCCUCCCUUCAUCCGAAUACCUCAAUAUUAUUUAUUGGGGAUCAAUCUGGUACAAUGCACACUUGGGAUUUAAGGAUGAACGAGAAUGAUCAAAUAGUUCCUGAACCAGAGUGUUCUAUUCAAAGUAUACAUGUAUGCCCGAAUGGUAAAUAUGUAGCAGCAGUUUCGAAUAGAGGUGCAUUAUAUAUAUGGGAGUUAUUAGGAGAUCAUAUGUCACAAUUAAAACCUUACUACAAGAAAAUCAUUCACGAUAAAUACGCCUUAAAAUGUCUGUAUAGUUCAGAUUGUCAGUACUUAGCAACCUCUUCCGCCGAUAGUUCUAUAAAAAUAUGGAAUACUCGUGAUAUGUCUCUACUGAAAACGUUAAGGUCUGAUAGUACCCAAAGAUGGGUUUGGGAUGUAUCAUUUAGUAGCGAUUCCGAAUAUAUUAUAAGCGCCUCUUCUGAUAAUAUGGCAAGAUUAUGGGAGAUUGAAAGUGGUACUGUUAAACAAAAGUACGCAGGACAUCAGAAGCCGAUAGUUUGUUUGGCAUUUAGAGAUCCGUUAAUGAAUCGUUAA
Dimorphilus gyrociliatus is the source of this 1008-nucleotide messenger RNA. The record is from the annotation of a GenBank genome assembly. Lineage: Eukaryota; Metazoa; Annelida; Polychaeta; Dinophilidae.